AUCUCCCCGAUCUGACGACCCUGCCGCCCGUUUGCGCCUCUCGCCGAGCUCGCCGCUCGCUUCUGCCUCCUCCAUUCCUCCCUCAAAGGGGGCUCCGUGGUCGAGCUCGUCGCCUUCCACACCGCGGUCGGCGGCGGCAGCGAACCCUCGCGCGUGGUCCGCGCCUCGUCGCCGGAUUCCUAGACGCCGCCCCGUCGCGUCGUGUACGACUGUCUUUGUCGUGGGCGGAGGGAACACGAGCCAUCCACCUGUACCUCCGCGGCAGGUCGUCUCGAACCCUCCCCUUUUCCCCACCGCACAACAUGCCGACGCCGUCUCAUCGCCAUUGCCCUAACCAUCCAAAGGGGGAUCACGGUGACUGUGCUGGAGCAUGCGGUGGGGACGGCAUCCCCGUCAUCGACCUCGGCGUCCUCCUCAACGGCAACGCCGAGGAACGAUCUCAGGCGACACACGAGCUCGGCCAGGCCUGCGAACACUGGGGCUUCUUCAUGGUGAUUAAUCAUGGGGUGCCUGAGGCGCUCCAAGAAGAAGUGAUGGAGGCGUGUAAGGAACUAUACAGCUUACCGAGGGAUGAGAAGGCAGAAUACAUUGCUGCUGGCCCAAAGGAUCCUGUACGUAUUGGAACAGGUCUCUUCUACUCUGACGUCGACGAUGCCAUAUGUCGGAGGGACUAUGUGAAGAUGGUUGCUCACCCAGAGUUUCACUGCCCUGCAAAGCCUGCAAGGCUGAGAGAUAUUGCUGUGGAGUACUCUGCUCGAACGAGGCAGCUGUUGCUGGAGCUUGCGAAGGUGGUCUCCGAGAGCCUGGGACUUGAUCGUGGCCGCAUUUCUGAAGUCCUAAACCUUGAGUCCUGCUUCCAGAUCCUUGUCGGGAACAAUUACCCGCCAUAUGCUGGCUCGGAUGGGGUUAUGGGAAUUUCAGCCCACUCUGACCACGGCCUUCUCACUCUGCUCUUCCAAAAUGGCGUGGAUGGUCUCCAAGUCAAGCACAACGGCCAGUGGGUCACCGCAAAGCCCCUUCCAGGCUCACUGUUCAUUCUCACUGGCGAUCAGUUGGAGAUUGUGAGCAAUGGAAGGUACAAGGCCGUGCUCCAUCGCGCACUGGUCCACGGUGGGCAGACGAGGAUGUCGUUCGUGAGCCUGGUCGGGCCGUGCCUAGAUGCUGUCGUAGAGCCAGUCCUGGAGUUAGCACAGAAUGACCCCCAGGGCAUGAAGUUCCGGGGAAUCAGGUACAGGGACUACAUGGAGCACCAGCAGAGCAGCAAGAUGAACACAAAAGCAGCACUGGACAUCGUUCGUGUGCAGGGUGACAUAUUGACAUGUGAGAGCACAACUAACAAUUCAACAGAGGCUGAUUCUUCAGGUUACAGUCCUACAAGUUGAUAUGCUGAACCUUUAUGUCUUAUAUAAUCAGUGCAUUCCAUGUCGUAGUACUCCCUCCUCUUCGGUUCCUAGUAGUUGAUAGACUGAUUAGACAUUCUACUAUUCUCCGUUGGGACAAGCGCUAGCAGUAAUGAUCCAAGUUAAUAUGGAUUAGGAAGAAUGAUCGCUUGGUCAGAUUUGGUGAAGCCUUGGGCUCAGUGGUUCUGAGAGAUGAAUGUGAUAGAGUGGGUUGGUCAGUGGACAAUAAUCUACUAUAUCUAUGUACAGUCAGCAGAGCUUUAGGGAUAUUA
This is a messenger RNA of Triticum dicoccoides, 1672 nucleotides long. RefSeq names its product 1-aminocyclopropane-1-carboxylate oxidase 5-like. Bases 303 to 1382 code for a protein of 359 amino acids. The record is from RefSeq and is a predicted model, not a curated record. The transcript is spliced from 4 exons. NCBI's taxonomy places the organism in Eukaryota, Viridiplantae, Streptophyta, Magnoliopsida, Poales, Poaceae.